CAUCGCUCGUAGAGCGUCACGAGAUUCAUACCGUCGUGCAAAGAUAUGUCGUUCGUGCAUUCUUCUCCAGCUCGAAGGUCCAAAUUCCAGCCCUGCAGACGAAGAGGAAGACAACGAAGAGGACGAAGAGGACGACGAAUCCAUCGAUCAGUCGGACCUCGGAGGAUUCGAUGCGCACGAAUUUCUGAGCGUGAAUGAAAAUCCUCGACGGCUGAUCGGAAUGGGGCACGAGGACGAGGACGAGAACCACGACCACAACCACACAGGCCAAGCAGCAGCAGCAGUAGCUGCGCCUCGCGGUGACUGCGAUGGCAACUGCGUUGUAUGCGAUGGCGAUCAACUUUGACGUAACCACGGACAGCGGGCUGGCGCACCUGGACAACUAUCUGCUGACGCGCAGCUUCAUCACGGGGCAUCGGCCAUCGCGCGACGACGUCACGGUCUUCAGCGCCAUCGCCCCGCCUCCGCGCGCCGACGGCCGCUUCCUCAACCUCUCGCGCUGGUACGCGCACAUCGACUCCAUCGUCCGCGCGACGUUCCCCGGCGCGGCGCAGGGUGUGACCUUCGGCCGCGCCGGCGCUGGCGCCGCCCUCCCGCCCCCUGUCGAUGUCGGUCCAGCCAUCCGGACCUUCCCCGACGCCGCCCUCGAGAACGGCGACGACAGUCCCCGCGACUCGUUCGGCGAGUUCGAGCAGAGUCGCGAUUCCGACGACGUCGAAGCUCUCGCUGCUCUCGCCGCCGCGGUCGGCGCAGGAGAAGCGCAAGCGGGAGACGCGACGCCGCUAGCGUCGCGAGGGAGGUCGUCGAUUCUUCUGGAGGUGAAGCCGUGGGACGACGAGACGGACAUGGAGGCGUUGGAGCGAGCCGUUCGCGCGGUGGAGCUGCCGGGGCUGCAAUGGGGCGCCUCGAGGCUCGAGCCCGUGGCCUUCAGAAUCAACAAGCUGCAGAUUAUGAUGACCAUCGACGACGACCUCGUCUCUCCCGACUUUGUCAUCGAGCACCACUUGACCGCGGAGCCGGCCAACGAGCACAUUCAAAGCUGCGAUAUCGUGGCCUGUAAUAAGAUCUAGCUCCUGGAAUCGAUCGAUCCUGCGGCAAGUGCCCCAGUGGCUCGCUCGAUCGAUCGCUGGUUGAAUAAAUGCACUUUCUCGCUCGCGGGCUUUUGAUUCGACGAUGCAUUGAAUUCUGCGCACCGAUUCCCGGAUCGUCGCCCGUAUCAGGACUUGGUUGAUUUGGAAGAAAUGCGACGAUGACGGCCGCUCGAGGAACCGGGUCAUUUCACUGCACGCAAUUCGAAGAUACGAAUGUUGAUGUUCGAUUUUGCGGGUCCCCUGAAUUUUUUGAAGGAACAUAUUUAAUUACCGACUGGAAGCGAACCGAGCCAAAAUGUAAUCGAUGUGAGAGUUUCGUUCGAGUUCAGCGUGUGUGUGUGUGUUUGGUCGAGGAUCGGUUCCUUUGACACCCGGAUUCCGAUUUUCACACUCGUUCGAAAACGGAAAUAAGAGAGGAGCCAUCAAGAAUCGAACAGCGUCAGGAGGUCGUCAUCGAGGGAUAUGGCUCUGAUGCAACCCAAUGACUGUUCAUUCUUCUCCUUCUUGGACGGGUGUGAAAAAGGAAUCGGAUCAGGGCAGGGGCAAUUGAACCGAUCAGAGGUGAUGGGAAAGAUAAUAACAAGACAAGAAACGGGAAGGCUCAAGAUUCGAGCGCAUUCCCGGCAAAAAUGUUGUCCCCCAAAUGGGCCGUAAUUAAACUGAAUGGAUUUCUGGGCCAGAGUUUUACUCUGCGAGAAGGUACACGAGCAGUGAGUAAGAGCACAUCAGUCCACUACCCAAACCAAUCACGACUGCUAUGAUAUGUACCGACGGCCUGGUGGCGUCUGAAAGUCAAUGUUGUAGCAGCACGAUCAUUAGGUGGAUGAAGAAAAGGACUGAGAAGACGAUAAAGUCUCCAGUUGACAAUUGGAUCCCGCGAGUCGUGGUUUUCUGCUGAAAUUGUUGCUCAUCUGCAGUAGAUCGAUCCCUCAUAU
Marchantia polymorpha subsp. ruderalis is the source of this 2026-nucleotide messenger RNA. The record is from the annotation of a GenBank genome assembly. Lineage: Eukaryota; Viridiplantae; Streptophyta; Marchantiopsida; Marchantiales; Marchantiaceae.